Molecule: messenger RNA, 761 nt
Organism: Phyllostomus discolor (pale spear-nosed bat)
Lineage: Eukaryota; Metazoa; Chordata; Mammalia; Chiroptera; Phyllostomidae
Gene: MRPL36
Product: mitochondrial ribosomal protein L36
Exons: 3
Coding region: 337-660 (107 amino acids)
Biological process (GO): translation; ribosome biogenesis
Cellular component (GO): ribosome; mitochondrial large ribosomal subunit
Molecular function (GO): structural constituent of ribosome
Source: RefSeq, a predicted model, not a curated record
GCGCCCCGGCAAGUUCUCCAGCGGGCCAGGCCUCAGCCGGGAUAAGGAGGGAGACUUUGAGCACAACCGUAGCUGUUAUUCGUACAAAGGGAAGGGCAGAGCACCGGACAGGUCCACUACUCCAGAGGGCACCUGGGGAGGACCCGGCCGGCAUGCCGGCGCUUCCCUUUUGUGCUUCUCCUGCCUCCUCUAAACUGCCUGUGCAUAGACCCAGGGGCAUGGGCGAAAACAGAAGGGAGGUGGGCAGACUUAGCUCAGGGUUGAGUCGCGUAACCACCACGCCCCGGUAGCUGAGUACACCCACAGCCGGGACUCCACUCCAGAUUCAGCCACAACAUGGCAACUGUUUUUAUAAAGCAACUGGUGAUUUCUGCUGUGAACCCUCUCCUACGUCUGAGUCAUUGCACGACGACGUCCCGUGCGCUCUCCACACUCCUGCUGGGUCCCCUGCGUGUUGCAGUCCCAGCAGGGGCAAAGCCCAGCGAAGUGGUGGCCUCACCCCUCUCCUGCCGCCCCUUACCUUUCCUGCAGCCUGCUCUGGGGUUCAAGACCAAGGGCGUCCUCAGGAAGCGUUGCCGGGACUGUUACCGGGUGAAGAGGCGUGGGCGGUGGUUCAUCUACUGCAAAACGAACCCAAGGCACAAGCAAAGACAGAUGUAGCUCCUUCGGCUGUGAAAAUAACAUGCAAGAUUGUACCAUUUCCUUGAGAGAUGGUGUUAACUUACCGAAGAAAAAUAAAAUGUAAAUGUUCUGGUUUCUAA